This is a messenger RNA of Vigna radiata var. radiata (mung bean), 554 nucleotides long. RefSeq names its product putative calcium-binding protein CML19. The record is from RefSeq and is a predicted model, not a curated record. Bases 129 to 554 code for a protein of 141 amino acids. The transcript has a single exon. Gene Ontology annotation, molecular function: calcium ion binding. Lineage: Eukaryota; Viridiplantae; Streptophyta; Magnoliopsida; Fabales; Fabaceae.
CUCAAGUUCAUUUGCUUUGGAGCUUCUAAUUAUUGUUGAAAUAAGACUUUGAUUUGGUUCAUCUAUAACAUCAAAGCUUUAGAGUAAGGAGAGUUGAGAAGGGAAUCAGAAUUUGAAGGGUUACAUAUAUGAUGGAGAAGGUGAGUCAGUAUGUGCGUGUUUUUAACCACUUUGAUGAGAACGGAGACGGGAGAAUAUCGGCGUCGGAGUUGCGGCAGUGCGUGGAGGCGAUCGGCGGGAAGGUGUCUUGGGCGGAGGCGGAGGCCUUGGUGGAGGUUCUGGACUCGGACAAGGACGGGUUGGUGGGGUUGGAUGAUUUUGUGAGGUUUGUGGAGGAAGGAGAAGAAGAAGAGAAAGUGAAAGACCUAAAAGAGGCUUUUAAGAUGUAUGAAAUGGAAGGGUGUGGUUGCAUCACACCAAAGAGUUUGAAGAGAAUGCUUGGUAGAUUAGGAGAGUGCAAGAGCAUAGAUGAGUGUCAAACUAUGAUAGCUAGAUUUGACCUAAAUGGAGAUGGGGUGCUUAGUUUUGAUGAAUUUAGGGUUAUGAUGUUGUAA